UUCUUUCCCCUAUAAUUGGGUAACGACAAUUAACAGUUUGAAAUUUUCAACUAUCGGAUUACGUGGGAUUUUCGACUCUUGGUGGAAUCACGCCUGUCAUGAGAAGAAGAAGAAAUUCUCCAACCACCGCUUAUGGUUGUUGCGUGGCGAUAAACUGUAGUGAUCUUGCCUAAUCCCGACGUCUUCCUCCCGUAUAAAAUCCGCCAAAACCAAUUAGGGGACUCACUGCUUCUUCGCGAUUCAAAGUUUGUGCAUCGUCUUAGAACUUCUUUAUCAAUUAAAAAUCUUAAAGAUUUUCUUCUUGAAAAAGCUUCAUGAAUUAAUAGAAAAAAAUUUAUUAAUUUUAGGGAUUUAAAUUACAUGUACUUAAAAUGUAUACCAAACGAUGUGUGUUUUUAGUUGUGCUUGCUGGAUUUUUGGUACACGUCAUAUACAGUCAAUUAGACGGUUACAUCCCAGGCCAAGAUUACCCAAUUUACAGCGAAGUACCGCAAGGUUUAUCCUUUAGAUGCGAACAAAGACCGCCAGGAUACUAUAGCGAUCCAGAAGCGCAAUGUCAGGUGUGGCACUGGUGUCUCCCAAGUGGUCAAAAGUUCAGCUUCCUUUGUCCCAAUGGUACAAUUUUCAACCAAUUUGCACGAGUUUGUGAUUGGUGGUUUAAUGUAGAUUGUGCCAAUGUUCCCAGCCUUUAUAAUAUUAACGAUGAUUUGUAUAAAGUUCCACCAAGUAAUCAACGAGGGAGAGCUGGAAGAAGUAGUGAUAAUAAUAAUGACAAUGAAGAAAAUUUUCAACAGUAGAAAAAUGCAUUGUAUUAAAUUCUAUUUAGAAUAGACACUAUUAAUUUAUUGUAGUGAUUUAAAUUUAACUUUUUGUUUAUAAUAUUACAGAUUUCUAGAUUAAAUUUAUAAUGUAUAGUAUAGGCAAAUAUAUUCGCUUUAUUGAGAACAAGAUAGAAUACAUGGCAGGAUGAUAUUGGUUAUUUGAAUUAUUAUAAAAUU
Onthophagus taurus is the source of this 998-nucleotide messenger RNA. Lineage: Eukaryota; Metazoa; Arthropoda; Insecta; Coleoptera; Scarabaeidae. The record is from RefSeq and is a predicted model, not a curated record.